UCAUCAACAUCGUCGUCGGUCACAACAUCGCCAAGUAUUAGCAUACCAAGCACCAUUGGUGGCAGCACAUCACCGUCCAUCAAUGGUGGUGGUAUUGGUGGUGGCAAUCAAAUAGCCCUGGCCGGUGGCGGCAGUGGUAGUGCUAGUCGACAAAUAAAUGCCAGUUCCAGUAGUAGUGUUAAGGAAACAUCAUCAACAUCGUCAUCACAACAGGUCGUUAACAGUAGCAGCAGUAGUAGUACAACCACACGUGUCGAAAAGAAAUCACGCCUACAUCACAUAACCUCAUCAUCGUCCUCGUCAUCAUCAUCGACCUCCACAGAAAUGAAAGCAGCCGCAUUGAAACGUGAUAUGAGCGAAUUUAAGAAUUCCAUGUCGGAAAUCAAUGAUUUGGCCCUGGGCCGAAAUGCAUCACCCGCCUUAAGUGGUUCCACGGGAACCCUAAGUCAUCAUCAGCCACCCUCCAUCAACGAUCUCAAUUCCCUAAAUAGUGCAGAUGCCAUAAAUAAGCUUAAGAAAAAGAUACGUUCCUCAUUGGAGAACAUUGUGGAUGGUAAUACCGAACCCAGUAUUACAUUUCCCGAUGACAGUGAUGACAAUGACAUGAAUCUAAAUAUGGAUUUGGUCAAAGCCUCAAAUCAACUGUCCACAAAUGGUUUGAGUGGCUCCAAGGGCACUCUCGUCGAUACCGUCAAAUUCGAAGAGAAACGUACAAAAACCGAAUCGAAAACAAAAGUCAUUACCGAUGGUUUCAGUUCGGAACAGGCCACCAGUAAUUUGGCUGAAAGUAAACGUCUGCAGACCGGUGAUAUUGAUUAUCAACAGGCCAAGGCAGCAGCAGCGUCACGCAACCGCAUGGAAAUGGAUGGCGUGAAGACAGAGGAGAAUGCCGCCGUUAUACAUGAAGCUCUCUCCCUACGCACCGGUGAUAUUACCCAACAGGCCAGCAACAAUGUGGCCGCCGCUAGUCUUAAGGUACAAAGCGACACUUUCUCCGCCGACAAGAAAGCCAUCUCCCAAUCCCAACAAUCCCAAACGAUGACCUCCAAUGGCAUCAUUAGCCAAGAGAAACACAUGUCAUCGGCCGCCCAGGCCAACUAUACCAUGACGAGCAAAGGUGUCAGCAGCUCCGGUGGCAGUACCAUGAUCUCCUCCUCCUCACAAAUGUCCACAACAAAUGGCAGCUUCUUCAAACUGGCCGAUUUCAAGCUGGACGACUUAAUGUCGUUAUCGGCCAAUAGUGGCCAACGGGAAAUCGAACAGGCCAUAAACAAAUACUCGAACAUGUUGACCAAUUGUGUCAGUACACUGCAAGAGAAAAAAGCCGAUUCGGAAGCCACAUUAUUUUUGGAUAAAAUCAAUGAAGUCAUACGUCGAGCGUGGGCAGUACCCACCCAUGGCCAUGAACUAGGCUAUAGUUUGUGUAAUUCCUUGCGCAGCAGUGGUGGUCUAGAUUUGUUAAUGCGCAAUUGUGUCCAGAGUGAUAUGCGCAUCAAGUUCUCCUCAGCCAAGUUGUUGGAACAAUGUCUGACCACCGAGAAUCGUACCCAUGUGGUAGACAAUGGUCUCGACAAGGUGGUGAAUGUGGCCUGUGUCUGCACCAAAAAUCAAAGCACCGAGCACUCCCGUGUUGGUACUGGCAUUUUGGAGCAUCUCUUCAAACACUCUGAGGGCACAUGUUCGGAUGUCAUCAAGCUCGGCGGUUUGGAUGCUGUACUCUUCGAAUGUCGUACCAGUGAUGUGGAAACGUUGAGACAUUGCGCCAGUGCCUUGGCGAAUCUGUCAUUGUAUGGUGGUGCUGAAAAUCAAGAAGCCAUGAUCCUGCGUAAAGUACCCAUGUGGUUGUUCCCCUUGGCCUUCCACAAUGACGACAACAUCAAGUAUUAUGCCUGCCUGGCAAUUGCUGUUCUAGUCGCCAACAAAGAAAUCGAAGCUGAGGUCUUGAAAUCCGGUUGUUUGGAUUUGGUAGAGCCAUUCGUUACCUCCCAUGAUCCCUCAGAGUUUGCCAAAUCGAAUUUAGCCCAUGCCCACGGUCAAAGCAAGCAUUGGCUACAGCGUUUAGUUCCAGUUUUAAGUUCAAAUCGAGAAGAGGCACGCAGUCUGGCCGCUUUCCAUUUUUGUAUGGAAGCUGGUAUAAAGCGUGAACAGGGAAAUACAGAGAUUUUCCGGGAAAUUGGUGCCAUCGAGGCCCUAAAGACUGUGGCGAGUUGUCCAAAUGCCAUAGCCUCGAAGUUUGCCGCUCAAGCUUUACGCCUGAUUGGAGAAACUGUGCCGCACAAGCUGUCGCAGCAAGUACCACUGUGGUCUGUUGAAGAUGUACAAGAGUGGGUGAAACAAAUCGGGUUUGGUCAAUUUGUCAAACAGUUCGAAGAGUCCCAGGUGGAUGGAGAUCUGCUGUUGAAGCUGACCGAUAAAAAUCUACGUGAUGAUAUCGGCAUUAUGAAUGGCAUAUUGCUGAAACGUUUCGAACGUGAAUUACAAAAUCUCAAAAGAAUGGCCGAUUACUCCUCAAAGGAUACAGCCAAGUUGCACCAAUUUUUGGCUGAAAUUGGUCCGGAAUACUGUACCUACACCUAUUCGAUGCUAAAUGCCGGCAUUGAUAAGAAUUCUCUGCCCCACCUCAAUGAGGAUAUGUUAAUACAGGAGUGCAACAUUACAAAUUCCAUACACCGCCUACGGAUUCUCAAUGCAGUAAAAAGUUUAGAGAACACUCUGUCGAGUGCAUCCGAGGAUAGUAUGGCCAAAACAUUGGAUGUUUUUGUUAGUUAUAGACGUUCGAACGGGUCACAAUUGGCUAGUUUGCUUAAGGUCCAUCUACAAUUACGCGGCUUCUCGGUGUUCAUUGAUGUUGAACGUUUGGAGGCUGGCAAAUUCGAUAAUGGUUUGCUAAACAGUAUUCGUCAAGCGAAAAAUUUCGUUUUAGUAUUAACACCAAAUGCUCUUGAACGUUGUGUCGACGAUAAUGAAUGUAAAGAUUGGGUGCAUCGGGAAAUUGUUGCUGCCCUUAAUUCAAACUGCAAUAUUAUACCCAUCAUUGAUAAUCAAUUCAGUUGGCCUGAAUCGGAAAGACUGCCCGAGGAUAUGCGCAGCGUAUGUCAUUUUAAUGGUGUCACCUGGAUACAUGACUACCAGGAUGCCUGUAUCGAUAAAUUAGAGAGAUUUAUGCGCGGCGAAAAGAAUAUUGAUCGCAUAACGGCAAUGACACCGGGCACGCCCAGUUCGACGGUAACAUACCAAAGAAUGCACAGCAACGAUUCGGACUAUAGUGUGGCGGGCAGCAAUGCGGGCGGCAGUAAUUGUUGUGGCAGUGGCGGCGGCAACAGUGGAUCAUCGGUUAAUGGCGGCGGACAAGGUGGGGCACAAAAUUCGAUCACAACUACAACAUCCUCAAAUACAGGACGGUCCAGUGUCGAUUGACUGGAUUGUUUGAACUCGAAACAAUUUGAAACAAAUAAUGAAAAUUCUCUUAAUUCUCAGAACACUAUCAAUACUACUAGUA
Musca vetustissima is the source of this 3499-nucleotide messenger RNA. It is a transcript of the gene Sarm, whose product is annotated as NAD(+) hydrolase sarm1. Gene Ontology annotation, biological process: signal transduction; negative regulation of MyD88-independent toll-like receptor signaling pathway; response to axon injury. Gene Ontology annotation, molecular function: protein binding; NAD+ nucleosidase activity; signaling adaptor activity. The coding region runs from base 325 to 3417 and encodes 1030 amino acids. The transcript is spliced from 7 exons. Gene Ontology annotation, cellular component: dendrite. NCBI's taxonomy places the organism in Eukaryota, Metazoa, Arthropoda, Insecta, Diptera, Muscidae. The record is from RefSeq and is a predicted model, not a curated record.